Colletotrichum godetiae is the source of this 2747-nucleotide messenger RNA. RefSeq lists its product as uncharacterized. The transcript is spliced from 7 exons. Gene Ontology annotation, molecular function: ATP binding; NAD+ synthase (glutamine-hydrolyzing) activity; glutaminase activity. Gene Ontology annotation, biological process: NAD+ biosynthetic process. Gene Ontology annotation, cellular component: cytoplasm. The record is from RefSeq and is a predicted model, not a curated record. Lineage: Eukaryota; Fungi; Ascomycota; Sordariomycetes; Glomerellales; Glomerellaceae. Bases 428 to 2596 code for a protein of 722 amino acids.
AUGUCUGAAGCUUGAGCUCGGAGUCAUUGAGCGGCAUGAGCAGAUGGAUUUGGGAACUCUGGUCAUACAGGAAGGGCAGCGUCUGUGCUUCAUAUAACACGUCUUAUCUUAUCAAAAGCAAAUCAACACCCCUAUCUCCCUUAUCGCAUCUUAGUCAUCAGUGACUCGUCGUCAUUCCGACCCUGUCCCCCUCGUGCCCCUCCCUCCGUGCCGCGUUCAGUUCCUGCGGAACCCAGCGAAGGGCGUUUGCUAUGCUUGACGUGAACUCUGUCCCCGACCACCGCCCGCUUCAACCAAUCACUCUCUCCCUUGGCUGAUACCGCUGCCCGCAACCACCCAAUCGCAGUCUUGUUGGCUUCCAUCUCUGGAUCCCACCUGCGGACUACCAUCUGAUAUCGGACUGCGCCGGCCGGCUCUUGUCGUCGCCAUGUCAUUCGUCACCGUCGCCGCGGCGACCUUGCCCAGUGUCCCUCUGGACUUCAAGGGAAAUCGCGACCGGAUCCUAGAGUCUAUUCGCAUCGCCAAGGCUCAGGGAGCUACACUCAGAACCGGCCCAGAGUUGGAGAUUCCCGGCUAUGGCUGCCUUGACCACCACCUUGAAGGCGAUACCUUCCUCCACAGCUGGGAAGUCCUCGCCGAAAUCAUCAGCGAUCCCAUCUGUAAGGACAUGCUGAUUGACCUUGGCAUGGGAGCCCGCCACCGAAAUGUCCGUUACAACUGCCGCGUACUCUGCACCUAUAAGCACAUCUACCUCAUCAGGCCAAAGCAAAGUCUAGCCAACGAUGGCCUCUACCGCGAAGCCCGGCACUUCACGGCAUGGACAAAGCUCCGAGAGGUCGAGACCUACUACCUAGAGGCCGUGGCCGCCGAGGUCACCGGCCAAAAGUCGGUUCCUAUUGGUGACUUGAUUCUCAGCACUCUUGACACCGCCGUUAGUUGUGAAACUUGUGAAGAGAUGUUCUCGCCCCUUAAUCCUUCAACGUUUCUCGGCCUCAACGGCGCCGAGAUCAUCCUCAACAGCAGUGCCAGCCACGCUGAGCUUCGGAAGCUCAAGACACGGCUCGAUCUCAUCUCGAACUCAACGCGGAAGUUGGGCGGUAUCUAUGUGUAUGCCAACGCGACUGGCGUCGAUGGCGAGGCGCGCAUGCUGUUCGAUGGAUCUAGCAUGGUGCUCGCUAAUGGCAAGGUCCUCGCACAAUCCUCCCAAUUCUCUUUGAAGCCCGUUGAAGUCAUCACUGCCACUGUCUCUGUAGAAGAGGUCAGAAGCUACCGCUCCAGCAUCUCUCGAAACGUGCAGGCUGCUGCCCAACCUGACUUCCCUAGAGUCGAAUGUGACUUGAGACUUACGAGACCCGCCGACGAAGUGUACCUGUCAGAUCACCUCCAAAUCGCAAAGGAGAUCGAGCUUAAGAUCCUCGACCCCAUGGAAGAGAUUGCCUUGGCGCAAGCGGUCUUCCUCUGGCAGUACCUCUGCCGCACAAACUCCCCUGGCUACUUCCUUGCCCUGAGUGGAGGUCUGGAUUCCUCGACGGUUGCGCUCUUCGUCUACAGCAUGGCCAAGCUUGUGCUCCAGUCCAUUGACGCCGGAGAGAUGUCGACAUUGGAAGACUUGAGACGCAUCACUGGUGACAAGACCUUCAUGCCUGAGACGCCGCAGGAAGUUGUUUCGCGCUUGCUGCAUUCGUGCUACAUGGGAACUGUCAAUUCUGGAGACGAUACUCGAACAAGAGCCCGUCGCCUUGCAGAGGUACUCGGGGCCUUCCAUUCCGACAUUUCAAUCGAUGAGGCGGUUCAAGCUCAUGAGGCUAUCAUCGAGAAGACACUCAACUUUAAACCUCGGUAUGGUGUUGAAGGCGGCACUCCUGCCGAGAACCUGGCCCGGCAAAAUAUACAGGCAAGAAACCGUCUUGUGGUCCAGUACGAGCUGGCACAGCUGUCCACAACCGCAAGACAACUUCCAAGAGCCGGCGCAGCACUUCUCGUGUUGGGCAGUGGCAAUGUCGAUGAGAACUUGCGUGGAUACUACACCAAAUACGACGCCUCGUCCGCAGAUAUCGCUCCGCUAGGAAGCAUCUCCAAGACGGACGCCAAGAAUUUCCAAGCUUGGGCUAGAGAUCAGUGGGAUUUGCCCAUCAUGUCCGAGUUCCUCGAGGCCACGCCAUCAGCAGAGCUUCUUCCUCUAUCUGCCGGAGUCCAGGACGAUGAAGCGGACACCGAAAUGGGUCUGACAUACAGCGAACUCUCCGAAUUCGGUAUCCUGAGAAAGGUACACAAGCUAGGCCCGUGGUCUACGUACCUCCGACUCCUCGGAGACUGGAAAGAGAGGCCGGGCUACGGCCCCCGCGAAAUCGGCGAGCGCGUCAAGAGGUUUUUCCGCUUCUACUCCAUGAACCGCCACAAAGCCGUCAUCCUCACGCCCUCGCCGCAUCUCUCGGCGUACAACCCCGACGACAACCGCCACGACCUCCGUCCCUUCUUGUACGUCGUCAACUGGCCGUGGCAGUUUUCCAAGAUUGAUGCGCAUGUGGAAGAGCUUGAGAAGAAGAUUGCGGACAGGGCGAGGCCGGCGGAUGUCCAGUUUGACGCGCUCGAUUAGGAGACGAGACGCGAGUUGCUGGAUGACGCUCACAGACGGAUGGCGAGUUGAGGAAUGAGAUGAUGCGGGAAGGCUUGAUGAACGCUCCAAGGUUUCAAGGUUCCAAGGAGAGAGCGAACUUUCGGCUCCCGCCCUCCGCCACCUUGACAAC